GGCAGGCGGACCUCAGUUGCUAUACGUGCAGCCGGGUGUUUUUGUCAACCAGCAAUGGCAACGACUUCUUUCCAGGUGUUGUGGGCCACGCUUUGGAUCUGUUUGGUCACCUCAGAAUCACGUGUUGACCGUCUGAAGAACCCACGCUUCAUUGCUGUCAGGUGGGGCUCCAGGGUCUCCUUCAGUUGUGGUUCCUCUUCUGUGGUAAACUGGUACAAAAAGAUUGGUCAGGAUCCGCGGCAAUUGCUGGAGAACAGUUCCAGAGUCCUUGUGAUCAAUAACUCAUCAGUGUCAACAAUCAACAUUGCUAAGCUCCAGCAUACAGACAGUGGCAUCUACUACUGUGAGAGCAGUGGAUCAAAUAAGAGUAUGAGCAUGCAGCAACACUGUGGCACCGAACUCAAGAUCAUGGGCAUUAGCACCUAUCAACAAGUGCAAGAUCGGAACACCAUGAAAGACACCAUCAUUUUGAUCCAGUCCAUUCUUCUUUUCAUGUUUGUCAGCUUCCCUGUGUUCAUGAUCCUGGGGAAGGGUGAUGGUAAGGAAGCCCCCGGUGAGGACCACACUUAUGAGGGCCUGGCUGUGGAACUGGCCGAUACCUAUGAAGACAUUGGUACCUACCAGGACAGAGCAGAAAAGUGGGACCUUGGAGAGCACCCAAGUGAAGAGUGAUGCCUUCUGCAGAUUCCUGCUCUGGGCAUGACCCAGUGUGAGUUUGCCCUUGGAUGUUAGAAACUGCCUCCUGGUUCCUGGAGACACUCUGGGGAGACCACUUGGUGCUGGCGCUCUCUCUCUCUCUCUCUCUGUGCCUUGCUCGCUUGCCUAUCUAUCUUCAGCUCAACUGGACA
Messenger RNA from Eublepharis macularius, 848 nucleotides. It is a transcript of the gene CD79B, whose product is annotated as CD79b molecule. NCBI's taxonomy places the organism in Eukaryota, Metazoa, Chordata, Lepidosauria, Squamata, Eublepharidae. Gene Ontology annotation, biological process: B cell receptor signaling pathway; B cell differentiation. The transcript is spliced from 5 exons. The coding region runs from base 55 to 672 and encodes 205 amino acids. The record is from RefSeq and is a predicted model, not a curated record. Gene Ontology annotation, cellular component: B cell receptor complex; external side of plasma membrane.